AUGAGACUCUUCGUAUCCGAGAUGAUCACGAUGAUGGCGAUGAUUCUGGCGAUGAUUACUAUUGGCGUCGAUCGCAGGACCCCGGACCACCGCCACCUCGGCCUGAUAACAAUGACAAUGGGCCUCGAAAGCGGUCGCAAGGGCCAGACUCCCCGCCGCCUCGGCCAGAUGGCGGUAACAGUGGUCCAAGGCGACGACAGGGCCCCGGUCCCCCGCCCCCUCGCCCAGAUAAUGGUGAUAGGCCCAGACAGCGGCGGCAAGACCGGCCAACUCGUCCAGAUAAUGGCAACAAUGGACCCCGACCACGACCAAAUGAUCCCAACCCCCCUCAGCCACCUCGUCGGCGAGACAACGGUUUGCACAGUGAAGCAGACACCGCCCAAGGGUCCUGGGGGUUCGCCUGGCCGACCUGACUCUGGUCCUGGGCCUGACCAGCCCGAUAAUGGUCCGAAGCCACUGAGAGCCGUAGACCGCGAGUGA
Molecule: messenger RNA, 480 nt
Organism: Colletotrichum graminicola M1.001
Lineage: Eukaryota; Fungi; Ascomycota; Sordariomycetes; Glomerellales; Glomerellaceae
Exons: 7
Coding region: 1-480 (159 amino acids)
Source: RefSeq, a predicted model, not a curated record